Messenger RNA from Asparagus officinalis (garden asparagus), 938 nucleotides. RefSeq lists its product as uncharacterized. The record is from RefSeq and is a predicted model, not a curated record. Lineage: Eukaryota; Viridiplantae; Streptophyta; Magnoliopsida; Asparagales; Asparagaceae. The coding region runs from base 111 to 938 and encodes 275 amino acids. The transcript has 2 exons.
CUGAUUAUACUCAAAAAUGCUCUCGUCUUGUGUUUUUGUUUUGUAGAAAAAGGGCAAAGCCAGCUAUUACGUUGCGGCCCACCGCCAGCUUCGGUGCCUAUCACGACUUCAUGCGGAAUUUGGUGACGCAUAUGGGGCCAAGGCAUUUUGCGGCCUACGAAGAUAGUGUAUUCAGACACUACGUCCAAUUUGGCCCACCUGGUGUCGAUCUUCCCACAUUUGAGCACAUUUUGAGUCAGUGGGACAAGAAGAGCAAAAAAUUCGUCUUCACUGAUAGGAAUGAUGGAGAAGAGAUCGCAUGUUCAUUCAACCUUGAGUGGGUAAUGGAGCAUACAUGGUUCUCCAAUGAGGGGCUUCAUGUUGACCACAAUCGGGACAGGAAAAAUAGGAUUUGGUCCAGGUUUUUUGACAAACCCGAGGCGAGGGGUUCCAGCAGUAUAGCUCCCCCCAAAGGAGGCCCCACCAGACGCAAUGUGGAGGACCUGCUCUUGAAGCUGGUACUAUCUUCUGAUCGCCGAGAUGUGAAGGACUUUGUCCUGCUACAGAUCCUCUAUCAGCUGAGCAUGAUUUGGUGUCCAAGCAGUGUUUUCGGCGUUCCUAGGCAUUUAUUCAAGUACGUCGACAGCAUCGAACAGGUCAAUAACACUGCUUGGGGGAGCUAUAUAUUCAGUGAGACAUCUGACGCGAUAGAGAGGGCACUGAAGGGUCCUGAGCCAGAGAAGACGACAUUAUAUCUGCAAGGGUGUACCCCUCUAGUUUGUUUGUGGUAUUAUGAACUCACCGGCAUCAAGAAGCCAGCACUUGGUUGGACGGUGAGGCCUCCCCUGACAAAUUGGGUGAGAUUUGGGGACGUUGCUGGUUCUUUGAGAUUGGCCACUGUUGUUGCGAAAGCAAGCAAAGCUACGAUAAAGCUUCCACAGCAACACAGACAACUUUAA